AUGUCGCUGUUCAUCAUUGUGCCGCAUCUGUCGACAACGCCAUCACACGCUGUGGCACGCAAGUUUCAACAACCAACAGGAAUCAACCGCUACAAACGCAACAAGCCAGCACUACCGACACCACCGUGGCCGCAUGUUCUCGAUUUAUCGCUGGCUGACCCAAGUUUCGCAGUUUAUAUCCUUAUAGGCAUGGACGAAGUGGACAAAAUCCUACUAAAUGGGUUAAGAAAGGGUCAACAUGGCACUCCAAUGGCGCAAAACACUGUGUUCGGUUGGGUAUUGCUCGGGAACGCGACCAAUUUACAAAGGCAGCCCAAAUCUAUAACCACCUUACACUGUGACACGCAACUAACCGAGCGGGUCAACAAGUUCUGGGAACUCGAAGGGUUACGUCCGAGAAAGCAUUACACUCCCGAAGAACUCACCUGUGAACAACUUUUAGACGACACUACCGAGCGAGCUAACGAUGGUCGAUACAUCGUGCGCUUACCACUGAAGAAAUCCGUACCGAUAUGUGAAUCUAGAAGUAUUGCGGUCCGAGCAUUGCUCCGAAUGGAGAAGAGGUUUGCUACUGACAAACAACUCUAUCGAGAUUAUUGUAAGUUCAUGGAAGAACUUGUUGACUUAGGCCAUAUGGAGCUAGCUGGUGCCGUUACAGACGACGCGUACUACAUGCCGCAUCAUGCCGUGGUAAAACAUUCAAGUGCCACGACCAAGCUCAGAGUAGCAUUCAACGCGUCCAUGAAGAAGACGUCAUCCGGAAACUCGCUCAACGAUGCUCUGAUGGUAGGGCCGCAGCUAGAACGAGACCUAUUCUCCAUACUAGUUCGUUUCCGCACGCAUCGCUAUGGGCUGAUCGCGGACAUCGAGAAAAUAGUAACGUAUGGAGUGGCGUCGGCAUCGCAUCUUGCUGUGAAAUCGUUACAUCGCGCUGCGCUGGAUGUAGGCGAUGCAUACAAAGGGGUCGCUGGUGUCUUUACAAGGGAUUUCUACAUGGAUGAUUUGCUAACGGGGUCGGACUCCAUGCAUGGCUUAAUCACGCUCCAGAAAGAUGUCGCCUUCGUAUUGUCUCGGAGCGGUUUUGAAUUGCGAAAAUGGGCCACGAACUGUCAGCCGUUACGAGAACGAAUACCGCACGUUUCCAAGCAAGUUUUGCAUCUUUUAGCUGAAGGAAAUAAGAUCCGCACUCUGGGCUCCGUUUGGCACACCGAUAAAGAUUUGCUUUCUAUUGCUGUCAAUCUACAAGAAUUGCCUGACCAGAUCACAAAACGCGCGUUUCUAUCCGACUCAAGCAAGACAUUCGAUCUGCUUGGAUAA
Molecule: messenger RNA, 1317 nt
Organism: Rhagoletis zephyria (snowberry fruit fly)
Lineage: Eukaryota; Metazoa; Arthropoda; Insecta; Diptera; Tephritidae
Source: RefSeq, a predicted model, not a curated record